Molecule: messenger RNA, 1624 nt
Organism: Musca domestica (house fly)
Lineage: Eukaryota; Metazoa; Arthropoda; Insecta; Diptera; Muscidae
Gene: Bacc
Product: bacchus
Exons: 3
Coding region: 677-1111 (144 amino acids)
Source: RefSeq, a predicted model, not a curated record
AAGACGCCUUCAGUCGAUUACGGACAUUCAACGGGUACACAUCUCUUGGUGGUUGAAAACGAAGCUAACUACACGCGUCGUUGUUCAUUGUUUUCUACCAAAAGACCUCAAGCAAGCGAGCGAGCAUUUUUCUCUGAAGCGAAAACGAUUGUUUUUGCAUGAACACAUAGCCACAUUAUAAAAACAGAAACAGAUUGCAAACAUUUCAAGAGUACAUUUAGCCGCAGCCAGCCAUUCAUUCAUUCACUCAGCUACCUACCUACCUAACAGAUUGUUUUGUGUGUGCACCACUAACAACUGAACAACUAGCCACCACAUAGAGCUGACAUUAGAGGGAUAGAGAGGCAAAUAUAGGUGGCUUGUUGUGCGCUCAUACCCCCAUCUACACUGAGUAGAAAAAGUCUUUCAAUACUUAAAUACACACCGCUAACGUAAAAGUUAAACAGUGUGUCUGUGUUGCUCGUUGGGUACGGUUCUCGGUGCGAGGAAAUCUGUAAAGAAAAUAUUCAAAAAUAACACAAAAUAUUUCAAAGCGAAAUAUUGAAAAAUAUAAAACAAAAAUUUUUGUAAUAAAAUUACAAAAAGUGAAGCAUACAGCCAAGAAAUAUAACAGAAGUUAUAUAAUUUGAAAUUUAAAAAAUAUUUAAGUUUUAAAUAAACAAAAAUAAAACACAUCAUGUCUGCCGCCACAGAACAACAAAAUAACGGUGAUGUCGCUGUUGAGAAAGUUGCCGCCGAUGCAGUUAAAGAAGAUUUAAAAUCAAAGAAACCUGCCGUUGUCGAUAGCAAACCCGCGGCGGCUGAUAAUGGAACAGCGUCAAAGGAUGAAGCAAAUGAUGAGGAUGAUGCCGCACCCGCAAAAGAACAAGUUAAAGGAACAAAACGGCCUGCCGAAGCUAAAAACUCUGAAUCAAAGAAAGCCAAGAAAGACAAACCAGUUGAUGGCGAUUCUGAUGAUGAAGAAGUAAUAGAUGAAGAGGGCAAUGAAGGUGACAGUGAUAUCGAAAGUGAUGAAUAUGAUAUCCCAUACGAUGGUGAAGAAGAUGACAUAGAAUGUGAAGAUGAAGAUGAUGAAAAUGAUGAUGGUUCGGGUUCUGAUGACCAAGCGUAAUAAUAAUAAAGUAGUCAAAACAUCUUAAAUUAAUAAUUAUUGCAAAAGAAACAAAAAGAAUCAACAAAAAUCGCAAAACACACUAACAGUUUAAACAAAGAGAAACAACAUUUUAAAAAUAUAUAUACACUAUAUAUAUUUUUAUGUUAAGAAAUAAUUUUAUUUCUUAUAUUUAGUUUGUAUUGUGUAUGAAUGUGUAUUUCAUUCUGUUUUUUAUAUAAACAUGAGCAAAAACCUACUUUUUAUUUCGACAAGAAAAAAAGGAGAACAGAACCACAUUUGAUUUUUCUUUUUUUUCGCUCUAUAAUAUAUAUGUUUAAGUCAUCUUUUUUAUAUAUUAUUUAAAAUUAUAUAUAUAAUUUAAACAUAAACAACUUAAAAUGAAAAAAUACAAAAAGUAAACACAAAACCAUUAAUUAAGCAUUAGACGUUAUAUCUGUAGCUAUAAAAAAGAGAAGAAAGAAAAAAUACAAACAAAAAGUAUUUAAAUAAAACAAAAUUAUAAAAAACCAA